CCCCUCCCCACCGCGGCCCAGGGUUCUCCGUCUCGUCGCCGCCGCCUCCGGGGAGCUUACACCCCGCCGGGGCUGGGCCAUGGCGGCGCCGUUUGUCUACCUCCGCCCCACCGUCGAGGACGACGGCACCGGUGAGCAGGCUCUCAUGAGGGCCGCCCUCGACGGCAACCUCGUCCGCCUCAAACGUAUUGUAAAGAAACUUACCAAAAGAAAUGGCGACCUGUCGGCCAUUUUUUCUAUCAACACGAACGGAUGUAAUGUGUUGCAUCUUGCGGCAUGCGAAGGCCAUUUGGAGGUUUGCAGGUACCUAGUGGAGGAGCUUGGAGGAGAUGUAAAUGCUCCUGGGAUUGGAGAUGUAGCUGAAGGUGCGACUCCAUUUAUGUUGUCUGCUCAGUCUGGUCAUGUUUCUACUGUCAAGUAUUUUCUUGAUCAUGGUGGCAGGUUGGGUAGGUUGCCAGUAGAGCUUGCUGCGAUACGCGAUUGCAUGGAAGAGGUUGAAAUGUUGUUUCCUGUGACUUCUCCAAUUCCAAAUGUCCCAAACUGGACUAUUGCAGGAGUAAUUUCUCAUGCAAAAAUUGAAGAAAAGAAGCCAAUUGAGCAACGGCACCUUGAAAGAAGAAAAAGUUUGUUCAAGUCACAUGCUGAUAAGGCAUUCAAGCAGAAGGACUAUAAGAUGGCAACAAAGUUCUAUGAUUUGGCAAUAGAGCAUGCAGAGAGUGCAACACUGUAUGCAAACAGGAGUCUUUGUAAACUGCUCAUGGAUGAUGGUGAAGGUGCUUUGUCAGAUGCUCUCAUGUGCAGAAUGCUGCGACCUGAUUGGGCAAAAGCUUGCUACCGUCAAGGUGCAGCUCACAUGCUACUCAAGGAGUAUAAACAAGCCUGUGAUGCUCUCUUGGACGCACAAAAUUUGGAUCCUGGGAAUGCCGAAAUCGAGGGUGAACUACGGAAGGCUAGGGAACUCAUGAAGAACCCUCUGGGCAAAGGCGAGCAGUGAGACACCGACUCCGGGGAUGCAACAUGUGUCAGUUUUCACUAAACUAGAGCAAGCAGGACCUUCUAAUCCUUAUGUUCUGCUAGGAACCAAAACUCUCAUUCAGACUACUAACACGGCUUGUAUGAAUCAGUCUUGUCUGGCCCGUGGAUCUUACUGGUCGUAUUCAGUUCCUUUACUUUAGUCUAAAUUUAUUA
Messenger RNA from Triticum dicoccoides, 1188 nucleotides. RefSeq lists its product as uncharacterized. The coding region runs from base 80 to 994 and encodes 304 amino acids. NCBI's taxonomy places the organism in Eukaryota, Viridiplantae, Streptophyta, Magnoliopsida, Poales, Poaceae. The transcript has 9 exons. The record is from RefSeq and is a predicted model, not a curated record. Gene Ontology annotation, molecular function: protein binding.